AUGGCAGCCUCACCCUUGGCGUCCGAAGGUAGUCUGCAGAUCAACACUGAACGGAACGGCGAUGGAUUCCAGUACUACGACCAGGUGUGCGCCUUGUCACAGGACGUGAUCAAUAAAAACUUCGAAAAGCUUUUCGCGCGCAGGAAUGACCUAGCGAAGGUUGACUGGGAAGGUCCAAAUGCAGCCAUCGGUCACAUUAAGGGUAUACUCCUAGCCCCCCAGGUUGUCCUUUCGCUGGAGUCAGCUACAGACCCUGAGAUUCUCUACAUGCUCCGGUUUGGCAAGGAUAGCAAGAUUUACUUCAGUUCUAAUUCCAACAUCGACAUCAGCGGCUGGAACAUCGCUCUAACAGCUAAAAUGAAGAUGAUGACUGCCUCUGUGGACCCAACGCUUUCCAAGGCGGAUCAGACCCGAGCAAGAGACGCCAUGGACGAGCUUGAAGAAGUUGUCGAGUUUGAUUUCGAGCGACCGACAAAAUUGGUCCCGGGAGAAUACUCCAUUCACCGAAUCUAUGCUGCUAUCCCUCUGGACAAGGAAUCAGUCAGCUAUGCCCCCAAGGACCUGUACCUUCAGAAUUACCCUUAUGUUUCCCCUGAAAGAAAGAAGGAACUGAAGGCAGAAGGCAGGGCUAUGGCGGGAAAGACCGGAGACGAUUAUAAUUGUUUCUGUUAUAGUGAGAUCGUUGACGGGCGCAAGGCCCCCAUGCCAGACACAAAGACAUUGCUUUAUUCAGGAAAUUUUGCGGCGCCACCAACGAGCGGAAGUGGUGGGUAUGGAGGCACAUUUAUUCUUGAUCGUCGGUUCUUCCUUGAACGACACCUGCUUCCCCAACUAGAAGGCAUCAACGCCGCCUCACAAAUUAUACCACUACGACCGCUCAUGGAGGUUGAUGAAUACCGUGAUGCCGUAUUCAAGACCAGGAUCUGUUCGGGAACAAACCCCGAGGACGCUGAAGAUCGAGCCGACCUCCCGCCUCUAGUCUCUAAAGAACCAAGCUUCAAGUUCACCUACACCGGUUCACAGACCUAUGAAUGGAAAACGCUCCGCUGGGCUCCCGGGAGUGGUGAAUCAGGAGAGCCGGAUCAGAACUUCGUCAUGAAUUACGAGGGAAGCAAACAAUAUCCAUUCUUCCGCAGAUAUAAGACAAAGUCCACCACGUCCACGAAAGUUUCUUGGGUGCCUGGUACCGACCAAUUCAAGGUCGAGGGAAGAUGCGAGUAUGACCACUGGGAGGCAUGGAGUCAAAACAGGAGUGACUUUCCAUACGGCACUGGUCAGGACAUUGAUGGCGGUGGUAAAUACUACUGGGGCACAUUUACGGAUGUGGCAACCUGGAGCUUCAUCAUUGACCUCGACGUCUCUGAUGCAUCCAAAGUCGACCCGAGCGUUCCCAACGGUGUAAUCGAGCCCACAAUCCUCAAGUGCAAAAUUGAGCGAGAUCCCAUUACCAAGGAGGAACUUCUCCUUCCUGAAGAUUUCAAAGUAGAAGUCGGCGACAUGAAAUGGGUUUUGGAUAGUACGCACCUCAACAUCGUUCAAGCCAUGAAAUAUAGCAUCGGUAUAGGCCUCGGAAGAGCAGCCCGAAAUCUCGAGACUGGUUUUGUGGGCAUCGGGAAGUUCAUGUACCCUGGCGCUGGGGAGCUGGCUUUCGGCAAGCCUUGCAUUACUGAACAUGGUCACAUCGUUGCCGCGAUAGACUAUAUCGAACCCAAAGAAGAUCGCGUUCGUAUAGUGGUUCCUAGGCCGGAACAACUCGUGAGCACAAAGCCAGACAAAAGUGUUACAUAUUCUUCGGACCCUUCAGCAUCAAUGCUUAAAUUACGCCUUUCCUGGACCCUGAAAGAGACCAAUUUCAGCACAUAUACGCCCCCGAAGCCUCGGUUCAGGCUUGUGCUCCAAGCAACCAACCGGACCAACUCUGACUUAUGCUUCGUUGCGAUCAGGGUAAUUGUCCACCGGAUGAAGAACAUGGAAGAUCAAAGACUUUACAUCGCCCCUUGGUCAGAUUGGAAGCAGAAUCUAGCACCCAUCCAACAGGAGCCCAUACUGCCGCCGACUACCAUUUCUGAUCCUUCUGACACGAAAGUAUCUGGAACGACUGGACCUGCCACAAAGGAUCCUGUGACGGAGGAACCUGUCACGACGGAAUCUGGCACUGAUCCAUCUAUUACGGAUUCAUCUUCUGGUGGUAAGGCACCUAUGAAAGACUCUCCUAGCACGCAGUCUACCGAACAAACUCCAGAUCAGGAUGGGCCGACUACAAUUGGGAUCCCAGCAAGUACUCACUCUACUACGGAACCUUCAGAUGUUUCCUUCGCAGACCUACAAUCUCAAGGAAAUACGGUAAACAUCACCACAAAAGAAGCAGAACCCGCUGGGAAAGUCAGUGCAUCACCUACUGCAAUUGACAAGGCGAACACCGGCGGCUCCGCCUCUACUGCGCAGCCAUCAGUACUGCCUCCACCACCGCCCAAACCGGUCAAGAAACCUACUGAGACCUGGGAUUUACAAACAGAGGACAUCGAGGACGACACUCAACUCGAAGUGAGACCUGAAUUGGUAGAAGAUGAGUUUCACUUCAAUAUCCUGCCGGUGGCGGUAGAAACGGGACCCAACGGCAAUCCGCUUCCGGACAGGUUUACGUUGACCUCAGAGGACGCGUCUAACUUCACGCUUGAGCUCAACGGAACCACUUGGCUAGACGCGAACGGAACUGGAAACUAUGUCAUACAGAUCAAAGAGAUAUGGGAAAAACGGGGAAAACUAUCGGCUGGAUCGGGCAACGAGUACCUCUUAGUCAGCUUCACUGGUGGAACACAGGUUAAGACGAAGUGGAUCAGCCAGGAGGAAGCUGACAAAUGCCGUGGUGUUGAGAUUACGUCUGUCGAAGCCAAGAAAUGA
Neoarthrinium moseri is the source of this 2901-nucleotide messenger RNA. RefSeq lists its product as uncharacterized. Lineage: Eukaryota; Fungi; Ascomycota; Sordariomycetes; Amphisphaeriales; Apiosporaceae. The record is from RefSeq and is a predicted model, not a curated record. The coding region runs from base 1 to 2901 and encodes 966 amino acids. The transcript has 6 exons.